Perognathus longimembris pacificus (Pacific pocket mouse) is the source of this 1603-nucleotide messenger RNA. It is a transcript of the gene Fbxl16, whose product is annotated as F-box and leucine rich repeat protein 16. Bases 179 to 1573 code for a protein of 464 amino acids. The record is from RefSeq and is a predicted model, not a curated record. Lineage: Eukaryota; Metazoa; Chordata; Mammalia; Rodentia; Heteromyidae. Gene Ontology annotation, biological process: SCF-dependent proteasomal ubiquitin-dependent protein catabolic process. Gene Ontology annotation, molecular function: protein binding. The transcript has 6 exons. Gene Ontology annotation, cellular component: SCF ubiquitin ligase complex.
CCGGCCAGGCCCGGGAGCUCGGUGCGGGGCGCGGCCGGGCCCUGCUCGCCAGUCUAGCUCCUGGACUGGAACCGCCUCCGCGCUCCGCGGCGCCCAUGCGGGGCUCCCCAUGACGCGAGGGCGCCCGGCGGACCGCGGGGCAUGAGCCAGGAGCCCGGGCCCAGAAAGUUCCAGGAAGAUGUCCAGCCCAGGUGUCGACAGCGACCCCAAGCCUCCAUGCUUGCCUCGAAAUGGUCUGGUGAAGCUGCCCGGCCAGCCCAAUGGCCUAGGUGCAGCCAGCAUAACCAAGGGCACACCAGCUGCCAAGAACCGCCCCUGCCAGCCACCACCCCCACCUAGCCUUCCACCUCCCAGCCUGGCUGCCCCGCUGUCCCGGGUUGCUCUGGCUGGGGGCCCCCCAGCAGAGCGGCUGCCACUGGCCACAGAUGAGAAGAUCCUCAAUGGCCUCUUCUGGUACUUCUCAGCAUGUGAGAAGUGUGUGCUAGCUCAAGUGUGCAAGGCCUGGCGGCGUGUGCUUUACCAGCCCAAAUUCUGGGCAGGCCUCACACCCGUGCUGCAUGCCAAGGAGCUGUACAAUGUGUUGCCUGGAGGCGAGAAGGAGUUUGUGAACCUGCAGGGCUUUGCCGCUCGAGGCUUUGAGGGCUUCUGCCUGGUGGGUGUCUCUGACCUGGACAUCUGUGAGUUCAUCGAUAACUAUGCGCUCUCCAAGAAGGGGGUCAAGGCCAUGAGCCUCAAGCGCUCCACCAUCACUGACGCUGGCCUAGAGGUGAUGCUGGAGCAGAUGCAGGGUGUUGUGCGCCUGGAGCUGUCAGGCUGCAACGACUUUACCGAGGCAGGCCUGUGGUCCAGCCUCAGUGCGCGCAUCACCUCACUGAGCGUGAGCGACUGCAUCAACGUGGCGGACGACGCCAUCGCAGCCAUCUCGCAGCUGCUGCCCAACCUAGCUGAGCUGAGCCUGCAGGCUUAUCACGUGACAGACACAGCGCUUGCCUACUUCACAGCCCGCCAGGGCCACAGCACACACACGCUGCGCCUGCUCUCCUGCUGGGAGAUCACCAACCACGGUGUGGUCAACGUGGUGCACAGUCUGCCCAACCUCACCUCCCUCAGCCUCUCGGGUUGCUCCAAGGUCACCGACGACGGCGUGGAGCUUGUCGCUGAGAACCUGCGCAAGCUGCGCAGCCUGGACCUCUCCUGGUGCCCUCGCAUCACUGACAUGGCGCUGGAGUACGUGGCCUGUGACCUGCAUCGCCUGGAGGAGCUCGUGCUGGACAGGUGUGUUCGCAUCACGGACACCGGCCUCAGCUACUUAUCCACCAUGUCAUCCCUCCGAAGCCUCUACCUGCGAUGGUGCUGCCAGGUGCAGGAUUUCGGGCUGAAGCACCUAUUGGCUAUGAGGAGUUUGCGUCUCUUGUCUCUAGCAGGCUGCCCACUGCUGACCACCACUGGGCUGUCGGGCCUGGUACAGCUGCAGGAGCUGGAGGAACUGGAGCUGACCAACUGCCCUGGGGCCACACCUGAGCUCUUCAAGUACUUCUCCCAACACUUGCCCCGCUGCCUGGUUAUCGAGUAGUACCCUGGAACAUGGGGCGCCGUCCAGCCU